GGGUCCAUGUGUUCUUUCGACGAUAAGAAGUUACAUCGAAGGUUACAUCCCGGUUUUCACUUACACUAGUUAUACCCCCUGUCCAGGGUGUCGACAAAGGACUUUACAACACACCACAAUACGCUUAAAUGCUGUACUCUCGGCACUCGGUUAUGCCCAUCAAUAAGGAACUUUAGACAUUUGACCAAUCGGUUAAAUAGUAAACAUGGCGCCCAGUGUGGAGGAACAUACGCCGUACGAUAUCACCUCGCGCAUCUCUCCGUACCUUGACGUUGAGAUGCUCCUACAUGUGUUAGAUUGGCUAGCAGAUAAAGAAACAUCUUCCGAUGAAUUGGCAGAUGUAAGAGCGGAUGUAGCCAAAAAGGUGGAAUCACAGAAAUUAACAGACGAAAAGUUCAAAGAAGUUGAAGCCGAGCUUCUGAUGAAAAUUGAACCGCUAAAAGAAGCUUUAGGGAUUUAUAAAAAAAGUCAAGUUAAUCGCAUUUCCUCAUCAGCAGAACGCAUCUGGUUGGUAUCACUGCCGCAGUGGUUGGCAUCACAAGAAAAUGUCACUUUAGAAAUUGACUCAGAAGCGGAGCAGGCUGUUUUUAUGUUGGCUAAAUUGUAUUCCAAUCAAGGUGACUGGUCAAAAUGCAAACAAUGGCUAGUGUACUACCUAGAAAAUGUAGCCAAGUAUACCUAUGACGGUAACACACCAGCAAACAGAGCCAAAUGCUAUUGGGGUAUUCUUAGGUCAAUCACAGUCGGCGUCCUAUUACCCUCUACCGAAGCUGAACUCAUCGCCAUGGCGAGCACACCACUCCCUAACGAUGAAAACAGGGAAGUUAGCAUACUGGAACCUGACCUACCAAGGACAGCGGUACAAUGUAUUGUACGCCUCGCAGAGUUGUUAGGUAAUGAGGAAAUUGGUAAGACGCGCAAAGAAAUGGUCCUUAAGCGUGUAUGGCUGUUACAUUGGGCCAUGUUUUACGUUUUCAAGUACCACAUACCGUUGUCCCAAGUAAAAACUAAAGGUGCCAAGAGCUAUGAAUGGCCUCACGUACAAGAGUAUCUUAUUGAUGAUCGGAAUAUGGCAGUAGUACAGAUAGUGGCGCCACACUUGUUGAGAUAUUAUGCAGUUUAUGCAAUUCUACACAGAAAUCGUAAAGAUCACUUUAAGGUAAUCAGUGCCGCUAUAUCAAACGGAAAGUCAAAGUAUUCGGAUACAUUCACAGCCCUGGUAGGUGCGUUGUUUGUGGAUUUUAACUUUGAAGACGCGCAAAAACAUAUAGCCCGUAUACAGGAUGCAUGUCGAUUAGAUGUCUUCCUAGACCCACUCAAAUUCCAAAUAGAAGAACAUAGUAGACAUAUCAUAUUUGAAACCUACUGCCGCAUACACAAGUCAAUCAACCUUGAUCUCAUUGCACAAAAGGUAAACAUGAGCGCACUAGAAGCAGAAAGGUGGAUAGUGGGAUUAAUUCGCCAUUCUCACCUAGAAGCAAAGAUCGAUAGUGAGAAGAAUUGUGUCGAAAUUUCAACAGUACCACCAAAUCUGUACCAACAAGUAAUCGAAAAGACGCAGAAUCUAACGUUGAGGUCGAACAUAAUUUUACAGAACCUCAUAAACGCGGAUUCAUCAGGACCGGUAUACACGCGGAGUCAAGAUGACAAGGGAGCCAAACGAUCAGGUCAACAACAGCGUAGGCAACAGAAUACUAGGUUCCAAAAUUUUAGCCAGCGCGACUUCUUCCGUAGUGCUGAAGUGGAACAGUGAACAGCUGACUUAAAGAAAUGCUAAGCGCCAUCAACACUACCUAACUGGUA
Babesia bovis T2Bo is the source of this 1803-nucleotide messenger RNA. Its product is annotated as putative eukaryotic translation initiation factor 3 subunit 6. The record is from RefSeq and is a predicted model, not a curated record. Gene Ontology annotation, cellular component: eukaryotic translation initiation factor 3 complex; cytoplasm; nucleus. Gene Ontology annotation, molecular function: translation initiation factor activity; ribonuclease III activity. Lineage: Eukaryota; Apicomplexa; Aconoidasida; Piroplasmida; Babesiidae. The transcript has a single exon. The coding region runs from base 206 to 1753 and encodes 515 amino acids. Gene Ontology annotation, biological process: RNA processing; translational initiation.